Molecule: messenger RNA, 1881 nt
Organism: Triplophysa rosa
Lineage: Eukaryota; Metazoa; Chordata; Actinopteri; Cypriniformes; Nemacheilidae
Gene: ywhaqa
Product: tyrosine 3-monooxygenase/tryptophan 5-monooxygenase activation protein, theta polypeptide a
Exons: 6
Coding region: 225-962 (245 amino acids)
Biological process (GO): signal transduction
Cellular component (GO): cytoplasm
Source: RefSeq, a predicted model, not a curated record
CCCCGCCCCUUCUUGAGUUCGGUUGAGGACGUGAAGGCGAAUCUUUUCUCCCUCCAACUCAAAGCGGAUAUAGCUUUUGCCGAGUAUCUGAUUGGUACCGCUCUUCAAGGUGUUCGUCCAGCAAGCCUCUCCUCUUCCCCUGUACACACUUUCUGUUCUCCCUCCCCUCUUUGUCGGACUCGCCGUUGUGCAGCAUUGAAAGGCUUUUACCGUGUCAUUAAAUCAUGGAUAAGACGGAGCUUAUUCAGCAAGCCAAGCUGGGAGAGCAGGCGGAGCGCUAUGAUGACAUGGCCGCGUCUAUGAAGCAGGUGACGGAGCAGGGAGCAGAGCUCACCAACGAGGAGAGAAACCUGCUCUCUGUCGCCUACAAGAACGUGGUCGGGGCACGGAGGUCGGCAUGGAGGGUCAUCUCGAGUAUUGAACAGAAGACAGACGGCAACGACAAAAAGCUUCAGAUGGUGAAGGAAUACAGAGGGAAAGUGGAGGGUGAAUUACGCGACAUUUGCAACGAGGUGCUGGGACUGCUGGACAAAUAUUUGAUUGAGAACUCUACAAACGCAGAGAGCAAAGUCUUCUAUUUAAAGAUGAAGGGUGACUACUACAGAUAUCUUGCAGAGGUUGCCUCAGGAGAUGUCUGGAAGGAAACGAUAGCCAACUCUCAAAGUGCCUAUCAAGAUGCGUUAGACAUCAGUAAGAAGGAGAUGCAGCCCACACACCCCAUCCGUCUGGGACUGGCUCUCAACUUUUCCGUCUUCUACUACGAGAUCCUUAACACUCCUGAGCAGGCUUGUUCUCUGGCCAAAAAUGCCUUUGAUGAAGCCAUUGCAGAGCUGGAUACACUGAAUGAAGACUCAUACAAAGACAGCACACUUAUCAUGCAGCUGCUUCGAGAUAACCUCACAUUAUGGACCUCUGAAAACACUGCAGAUGAGGGUGAAGGUGGAGAUGGAGGCGAAAACUAAUCCUACAUGUUCUCUUCACAUAUUAAAGAAAAACAAUCCUGGAAAACGACAACUUUUUACACUUCUUCAUUCCUUAUUGUGUCACUCAUGAUUAUUCUAGCCAUGUAAGCCCAUGAUCAUACCAAUGAGCUGUGAAUGUGGAAAUUCCAAUCAGUCGGUUAUUUUUCCACCACCUGGAUUGUGGUCGCAAUGAAAGUGAAUAUUAAGUUCCUUGGUUAUGUGUGGUUUGUCCUUUGGCCUUUAUGUGCAGUGUCUGCUGUAGAAAAGUAUUAGCCUUACUUAAAAUCAAUUGUCCUUUGAUUGUGACAAAGCGACUAGCGUGUUAUUCCGAUAAGUAUAAGCAUUGGAAGUGUCGGUCACAAAAUGCAAAGCAUUUCGCCUCGAGCAUGGCUAGUUCUUUGCUUGCUAUAUCACCUGCCAUCUCUCUAGGGGGAUCAACAUACACCUGACAGAGAUAAAUGUCUUGUGUAAUUGUCAUAGUUUUGGCUUGAAUGGCAGGAAAGCUGUUAUCUGAUGCACCAAGUCAACAUGCAUUGCUCAGCCAAGUGUGCACUUUUCAUAGACUAGAAUCAUGUCUUUAGGUCACAAUACCAUCCUGCCUGGUUGUGGUUUUCACUUUGAAGAGUUACCUUGCAAAGGCUCAAAGACAAAACAUUUAAAUACCAUGCAUGCCCAUAUUUUAAUAUACACUGGAAUAUGAACUAAUAUUGUAUACGUUUGGUAAAGUACUUUUCAUUGCAGGUUUGUGCACAUGUUGAGAGGAUAUUUGAUUUGUCAAGUGAUGUCAGUAGUUAUCUGGACCACUGUUAUGUUUUUGCAAAUCAUUGACUGUAGUCACCUCACACUAACCCCCCCCCCAAAGCCUUGUGAAAAUGUGUAAACCUUACAUACCAGCUAUGUAACCUGAAUUAAAAUGAUC